Molecule: messenger RNA, 337 nt
Organism: Rhagoletis zephyria (snowberry fruit fly)
Lineage: Eukaryota; Metazoa; Arthropoda; Insecta; Diptera; Tephritidae
Product: cuticle protein 5.1-like
Source: RefSeq, a predicted model, not a curated record
UUCAAAAUGUUCAAAUACUUCGCUCUCGUUUUUGUGGCCCUCUUCGCCUUCGCUGCUGCCGAACCUAAACCCAGCGUCUUCGCCGCACCAUUGGCCUACUCUGCCCCAUUGGUCGCCUCGCCCUACGCUGCCGCCUAUGCCGCUCCCUAUGCUGCUUACGCCGCCGCUCCUUAUGCGGCCUAUGCUUCACCAUACGCUGCCUACUCUGCGUAUCCAUACAACGCCGCCUACUUGCUUCGCAAAUAAAUGGAAUGGGGCUGAAGAAGACUGGACUGAACGCAUUAGAAAUAAGUUAGCAAAUGUACAUAAAUAAAACAUGGACUUGAACGAUGCUCAA